AUGUCUACAAACAGAGAACAGGUGUUUCCCACACGUAUGACCCUAGGGUUGAUGAAAUCUAAGUUGAAAGGUGCCAACCAAGGUCAUUCUUUAUUGAAAAGAAAGUCAGAAGCUCUUACUAAAAGAUUUAGGGAUAUUACAAAUAGAAUUAAUGAAUCUAAACAUAGAAUGGGAACUGUAAUGCAAACGGCAUCUUUCUCAUUGGCCGAAGUUACUUACGCUAUAGGGGAAAACAUUGCUUAUCAGGUACAGGAAAGUGUAUCUAAUGCUAGAUUUAAGGUGGGUGCUCGCCAGGAAAACGUCAGUGGUGUCUAUUUACCUCAAUUCGAGUCGUCUAUUGAUUCUGGAAUCAAUGACUUCAAAUUAACCGGGUUGGGUAGAGGUGGACAGCAGGUUAACCGUGCAAAAAAUGUCUAUACUAAAGUUGUCGAGUCGCUUGUUCAACUAGCGUCUCUUCAAACGGCAUUUAUUAUUUUAGAUGAAGUCAUUAAGGUAACGAAUCGCAGAGUGAACGCAAUCGAACAUGUUAUCAUUCCUAGGACCGAGAACACAAUCGCGUACAUCAACUCGGAACUUGAUGAAUUAGAUAGGGAGGAGUUUUAUCGUUUGAAGAAGUUCCAGGAGAUGAAGCAGAAAAAAGCUGCUGAACCCACCACAGUAAACGAGCAAUUUGAUACAGAUGCCAGCACCAUAUCUAGUAGCCAGGACUUAGUGACAGCUGAGGAAGACGAUGUGAUUUUUUGA
Molecule: messenger RNA, 744 nt
Organism: Eremothecium sinecaudum
Lineage: Eukaryota; Fungi; Ascomycota; Saccharomycetes; Saccharomycetales; Saccharomycetaceae
Gene: VMA8
Product: H(+)-transporting V1 sector ATPase subunit D
Exons: 1
Coding region: 1-744 (247 amino acids)
Biological process (GO): vacuolar acidification
Cellular component (GO): vacuolar proton-transporting V-type ATPase complex; fungal-type vacuole membrane
Molecular function (GO): proton-transporting ATPase activity, rotational mechanism
Source: RefSeq, a predicted model, not a curated record